AUGUGUAUCGCACGACGCAGCAUGUCUCGCCAGGUCUACGCCCACUACAUGGUCGGCCUCACCGACGGCCAAUCCCCCGAACAAUGGCAAAAAGACAUUUCCGACGCAAAGGCAGUCGGAAUCGACGGUUUCGCCCUCAACAUCGGCACAGACACCUGGACCCUGACCCAGCUCCACCAAGCCUACGCAGCCGCCGAAGCUGCCUCGUUCGGCCUGUUCCUCUCGUUUGACAUGCAGACGAGUUCUUGGGACUCUCCCGCCGUUGUCGAUCUGAUUAAUCAGUUCAAGGACUCGGGGGCGCAGAUUAAGAGGGAUGGGAGGCCGCUUGUUAGUACUUUUGAGGGGACUGGGUGGGCGGACCAGUGGGAGGGUGUUAGACAACAGACGGGGGGUAUUUUCCUCGUGCCGGAUUGGAGCAGUAUUGGACCUGAUGGACUCAGGGAUAAGUUGAGUAUUGUCGAUGGAGCUUUUUCGUGGAAUGCUUGGCCCAGAGCUGGAGAAACAAAGAUGACAGCCGACGAAGACAAGCUAUACAAGUCGGUCCUCGGCGAAAAGCCUUUCAUGAUGGGAGUAAGCCCUUCAUUCUACGUCAACCUCGCGGAAUGGGGCAAGAACUGGUACUCUUCCAGCGAAUCCCUCUGGUAUGACCGCUGGCUCCAAGUCCUCGACGUUCUCCCCGAUUCCAUCGAGAUCAUUACUUGGAACGAUUUCAGCGAGUCGAGCUACAUUGGGGACAUUGUUCCUUCGCAGAUUGUUAGCGGUGCAGAGGUUUAUGUCGAUGGGUAUGAGCAUUCUGCUCUACGCUCUGUGUUGCCUUAUUUUAUUCAGGCUUACAAGGCUGGGACUCCUGAUGUGCCUCUUCCCGAUGGAGAGACGGCCGUUGCUUGGUAUAGAACCACAUCUGCUACCCUCGGUUCCGAUGGAGGCACAGUCUGGGGUCAAGGCGGUUCCGAGAGCGCAAGCGUCGGCGCCAAAGACGUCGUCAGCGUCGUAGCCAUCACAACAGGCGAAGAAGAAGUCCUCAUCAAGAUCGGAGACUCUCGAGAAGAGCGAUUCAUCGCCAACGGCACCGGUACCAGGGCAAGCUACUUUGAAGUCCCCUUUGAUGGCAGCCUCGGCGAAGUUAAGCUUGAGAUGGGAGGUCGAAGUGUCGUUGGAGGUGCUAUCACUGCUAAUCUGCCAUCGACGGGGUAUGUCAACUUUAAUGCCUUGGUCAUUGGGCUGUAG
Messenger RNA from Fusarium keratoplasticum, 1227 nucleotides. RefSeq lists its product as uncharacterized. The record is from RefSeq and is a predicted model, not a curated record. Gene Ontology annotation, biological process: mating projection tip cell wall disassembly. The transcript has 4 exons. Gene Ontology annotation, molecular function: glucan endo-1,3-alpha-glucosidase activity. NCBI's taxonomy places the organism in Eukaryota, Fungi, Ascomycota, Sordariomycetes, Hypocreales, Nectriaceae. Bases 1 to 1227 code for a protein of 408 amino acids.